Molecule: messenger RNA, 2553 nt
Organism: Alexandromys fortis (reed vole)
Lineage: Eukaryota; Metazoa; Chordata; Mammalia; Rodentia; Cricetidae
Product: bone morphogenetic protein 8A-like
Exons: 7
Coding region: 217-1422 (401 amino acids)
Cellular component (GO): extracellular region
Molecular function (GO): cytokine activity; growth factor activity
Source: RefSeq, a predicted model, not a curated record
GUCAAGGCACCCGAAGGCAAGUCGUGCUCCCGACAUUCGCGGGUCAGCGCCCCGGGAGCCCACGUUGCUCUGCCGGUCCUUCAGACUCAGCGAUAGCCUGCCGAGCGCGUGGUGCUCAGUCAUUGCGGAGCUACCAGCGAUAGCUGCGAACUCAGGGGAUCCUCUGUGCCAUCCGGUCCCCGCCGUCGGGGCGUCUCUGGAUGCGAGUCCCCUGAGAUGGCUUCGCGCAGCGGGCUCCUCUGGCUGCUGUGCACGGCUCUGUGUGCUUUGGGCGGCUGUCACGGCCCGCGUCCCCCGUACGUCUUUCCCCAGCGUCGCCUGGGAGUACACGAGCGCCGAGAUCUGCAGCGAGAGAUCCUGGCGGUGCUCGGGCUGCCUGAGCUGCCCCGACCCCGUGUGCCACCCGCUGUCUCCCGACAGCCAGCGUCCGCGCCGCUUUUCAUGUUGGACCUGUAUCACGCCGUGGCUGAUGGCAAUGACGACGGUGUGCCCCCGCAGCCCCACCUGGGGCGCUCCGACCUCGUCAUGAGCUUCGUCAAUAUGGUGGAGCGCGACCGUACCCUGGACUACCAGGAGCCGCACUGGAAGGAAUUCCGCUUUGACCUAACCCAGAUCCCUGCUGGGGAGGUUGUCACAGCUGCUGAGUUCCGGAUAUAUAAAGAGCCCAGCACCCACCCGCUCAACACAACCCUCCAUGUCAGUAUGUUCGAGGUGGUCCAGGAGCACUCCAACAGGGAGUCUGACUUGUUCUUUUUGGAUCUUCAGACGCUCCGAUCUGGGGACGAGGGCUGGCUGGUGCUGGACAUCACGGCAGCCAGUGACCGCUGGUUGCUGAACCACAAGAAGGACCUGGGACUCCGCCUCUAUGUGGAAACCGAGGAUGGGCACAGCAUGGAUCCUGGUCUGGCAGGUCUGCUGGGACAACAGGCACCACGCUCCAGACAGCCUUUCAUGGUUGGUUUCUUCAGAGCCAGCCGGAACCCUGUGCGGACCCCUCGGGUAGUGAGGCCACAAAGGAAGAAGAGGCAGCUAAAUAAAACCAUCCAGACGCAGCACUUGAAUAAACACCUAGGAAUCUUUGAUGAUGGCCACAGCUCCCAAGGCAGAGAUGUUUGCCGUAGGCAUGAGCUCUACGUCAGCUUCCGGGACCUCGGCUGGCUGGACUGGGUCAUCGCCCCCCAAGGCUACUCAGCCUAUUACUGCGAGGGGGAGUGCAAUUACCCACUGGGCCACCGAAUGAACUCCACCAACCACGCCACCAUGCAGGCCCUGAUACACCUGAUGAAGCCAGAAGUCGUCCCCAAGGUGUGCUGUGUUCCCACCGAGCUGAGUGCCAUUUCUGUGCUCUACUACGACAGCAGCAACAACGUCAUCCUGCGCAAGGAGCACAACAUGGUGGUCCAGGCCUGCGGCUGCCACUGAGUCCGCAGCCUGCUGCCGUCACCCUGUUUAUCUGGUUAGCCCCUCUGACCAGGAAAUGAAAUUAAUAGAUCCUAUCAGAUCCAAGGCCAAGGUGGAAGGUGGGGGCUUUCAACUCAGGUCCAUGUUCUGCCCUUUCACAGGCUUGGCCCUUUCCUGGCCCCUCUGUUCCCUUCCUCUGCCCGAGGGUGGGAAGAUGGUCCUGGUUAUAAUCCUGUUGACCUACCUGAGUCCCCAAGCAACAGGCCGUCUCCACCCCUCCCCCAGGAGCAUCUAUUAAAUGUCCUUUGGGAUUGGCACAGAAAUCUAAUUUACCCACCUAUUCGUGAUGACUACUGGCUCAGCCUGAUUUGAAUACGGAGCACUAAAUGGACCUCGGGCUCUUUAGUAUCCACCAGAGGCCUUAGGUGUGUGCAGACAUGAACAACUCCCUCCAUUACUCCAUAGCCUGUGCCCUGGAGGUAUAAAACCAGAUUUCUGUAGAAGGGUUAUUAAAAAAACAUGGGAAAGCCAGGGAUAGUGAUAUACACUUAGUACUUGGGAGACUGGAGUAGAAUUACCAUGAGUUCAAGGGCAGCCUAAAAUAUAUUUCAAGAUCUUUCAAAAAACAAAGAUAGCAACCAAGCAGAACCCUAGUGUAUUUAUGGAUGUCAGUAACUAAACCUCUGGCCACAGACAGGCAUAGGAGACCAACUGGUGAAAAAUCUGUUGUGGAUUUGACAUCUGGAUUCGAACAUUGUCAUUAAAGGAAAUUCAUAGUCCUCAUUUCUGCCUUUGUGCAGCCAUCAGAGGCAGGCACACAACUCGGCAAUAGCCACAAAAAUAAAACUGCUGUCUUGGAGCUGGAACAGAAGUGUCGUGGGCAAGAUUACCCCAGAAGAGAAGCCAAGGAGCCUUAAGGAAAGAGGCCCCUUCAGGUGCUCACGGUCCAUGCAGUGGCGGGCAGCAGGGCAGGGGUUGCAUGCUGAGGAUGGGAAACAGCACAGCUAUGCUGCGGGGCGAUCUCACCCAGGCCCCAGAGCCAUGCUGGACUCCUGCCUGGCAGAGGACCAUGAUUUCAGCCCCAGCUAUCCUUCCAGAGCUGUCUUCCCUGAAAACCCCAGCACACUGAGGCUUGGUACGCUACUGCCGAUA